Messenger RNA from Dictyostelium discoideum AX4, 483 nucleotides. RefSeq lists its product as hypothetical. The record is from RefSeq and is a predicted model, not a curated record. The coding region runs from base 1 to 483 and encodes 160 amino acids. NCBI's taxonomy places the organism in Eukaryota, Evosea, Eumycetozoa, Dictyosteliales, Dictyosteliaceae. The transcript has a single exon.
AUGUCGUCAAUCAACCCAAGUUUAUAUAAUGACAAUGGUGUGUAUUGUUCAAAAGUAAUUGUCACAAAAGCAAUAAAAAUUAGAGAUUUAGAUCAAAUACCACAAACUGUACUUGCCUUGGCUGCUACCAAUAACGGUGCCAAUUAUGAUUACGCCUCACCUAAUUACAUAACAAAUGCCAGAAAAAGAUUUAAAGCAAGACUCAAUAGAAACCCAAUAUGGUACCCAAAAAUGGGUGACACCGCUGCUAUUUUUUUCGCAAGAUCUGAUCAAGCAGGUUGGGAUAUCAGAGCUGAAGUUGACGAGGCCAUAUUAUAUACACAAAAACAAUAUCCCCAUAUUGAUAUUAACUAUGCAGUUUUAACACCAGUUAAUACUCACGAUUUAGUUGACAUGAAUCUCAUCGCCCAGUUAUUCGCUGAGGAUGAUGCAGCAGCAGCAGCAGCAGCAAACCAACCAAACCAACCAAAUCAAGGACAAUAA